This is a messenger RNA of Centruroides sculpturatus (bark scorpion), 567 nucleotides long. RefSeq names its product KRAB-A domain-containing protein 2-like. Gene Ontology annotation, biological process: DNA integration. Gene Ontology annotation, molecular function: nucleic acid binding. The transcript has 2 exons. Bases 1 to 567 code for a protein of 188 amino acids. Lineage: Eukaryota; Metazoa; Arthropoda; Arachnida; Scorpiones; Buthidae. The record is from RefSeq and is a predicted model, not a curated record.
AUGUGGCCGGAUGUAAAAAUCGUACAUGGAAAGGCAAGACAUAGCCAAAGUCAAGGAUCAGUGGAACGUGCUAAUCAAGACAUAGAAAAUAUGUUGAGUACGUGGAUGGAAACCAAUCAGUUAUCAAAGUGGUCAGAGGGUUUAAGAUUCAUUCAGGCAAUGAAAAAUAGAGCAUAUCACGAGGGAAACAAAUGUUCCCCCUACGAAGCAAUGUUUGGUUGUCCAAUGAAAAUGGGCCUUGCAACUUCAGCAAUCCAUAGUAAUAUGAUUAGAGUUAUAAGAUUUGAAGAAGAUUUAGAGAAGUUGUUGCAUUCGCAUGACAAUAUGGAACAAAAUAAUGACGUCGAAAAUGCAAUCGAACAGGACAAUGAAGAAAGCAUUGUUGAAAAUGAGUCAGAAGGGGUUAAAUUAAAGGUAAAGAAAGAUUUUUCUUAUAUAGCGGUUCCUCCCCUUUCGCUGCAAUGUUUCGCAGUCAUCUCAGAAUUAUUUUUCAUGGGCAGUCUGCCCCUUACAAGUCUCAUUGUGAGUCCAGCAGAACCCGCCAUGGGCAUGAAAAAGCAUUCUUAA